Messenger RNA from Pseudonaja textilis, 783 nucleotides. NCBI's taxonomy places the organism in Eukaryota, Metazoa, Chordata, Lepidosauria, Squamata, Elapidae. The record is from RefSeq and is a predicted model, not a curated record.
GUGUGGGCUCUCCUCGAGAUCCCCCUCACCAUGUUCCACAACUCCGUGGAUGACCAGUACGUCGACUGCAACCCCUUCAAGCGGCUCACGCUACGAGUGCCCGGAAAGCUUCCCGUGGCGGAAAAGUAUCGCCGGACCUGGGAGACGGCAAAGAGGCACUGGGACAGACUGGGCCCAUCUGUCAGCCGCUUUGAUCCGCUUUACGGCACCGCGCUCGUGGCCUACACCGUCGGGGACGACCUGUACCGCGAUUUCAACACCGCCACCCGGGAAGCUGGGCGAUCCCGCGCCUCUUACCGCCACUAUGCCUUCCGGGACUUCCACUUCCUCCUCACCAAAGCGGUCCAGGCCAAAGCCGGCGGCGGGGUCUGCUACCAGGUCUUCCGUGGGAUCCAAAACGUCCGUUUCACCCUCUCCGACGAGGCGACCGUUGUCCGCUUCGGACAGUUUGCCUCCUCGUCCUUGGACAAAACGGUGGCCAUAAACUACGGCCAGGACACCUUCUUCUCCAUCCGGACGUGUUACGGAGCCCGCAUGGACGACGUCUCGUACCACCCAAACGAAAAGGAAGUCCUCAUCCCGCCCUACGAGAUCUUCGCCGUGAUGGCCUACCAUCAGACGGAAAACGGGGUCCACAUCACGCUGGAGUCCCGGGGCGUUUUCAGCCGUCGCAACUGUGACUCUGUCAACGCUGCGAGGAUCUUCACUGCUACGGGGAUGCCCUUCCUUCUGUGCGGUCUCCUUCUGACCUGGACCACCAUGGGGUCUCUGGGACGCCUCUGA